AUGUCAUCGGUCAAAGAACCCUUGCCCACGUCCACCAAAUCAAAGACCGGCUAUAUCUCAAGUGCGAUCAUGGGUCAUCUCAAAGACACCGGACACAAGAUGGAACCGGAGAAAGCUUUCGAUGUUGUUUGUCGCAUCCCACUCAAUCGAUUGAAGGCGGCCCGAGUUUGGACACUAGCCAUGACCGAGUCGAUCGCCAUUCGCUUACUUUGCACAGACCUGUGUGCGCAAAAACGACUGGUUCAAGCGCUUCAAUUGCCCUGA
Messenger RNA from Echinostoma caproni, 264 nucleotides. NCBI's taxonomy places the organism in Eukaryota, Metazoa, Platyhelminthes, Trematoda, Plagiorchiida, Echinostomatidae. The record is from the annotation of a GenBank genome assembly.